Molecule: messenger RNA, 2867 nt
Organism: Protobothrops mucrosquamatus (brown spotted pit viper)
Lineage: Eukaryota; Metazoa; Chordata; Lepidosauria; Squamata; Viperidae
Gene: MYSM1
Product: Myb like, SWIRM and MPN domains 1
Exons: 20
Coding region: 17-2488 (823 amino acids)
Biological process (GO): double-strand break repair
Cellular component (GO): BRCA1-A complex; BRISC complex
Molecular function (GO): polyubiquitin modification-dependent protein binding; metallopeptidase activity
Source: RefSeq, a predicted model, not a curated record
CGGUGGAGGUGCCAGUAUGGAGGCUGUGGAGGAGUUGGAUAUCGAUGUUGAGGGGGACUCGACGGUGGGACCCGCUGCGGAAGCGCAGCCUGGAGGUUACCAAUAUCCAUCAUCCAGUUUACUUCAAGAUCACUACCUUGAUUCCACUUGGAGAACAGAUGUGGUUCUUCCUUGGAGUCUUGAUAGUACAAUUAGUGAAGAAAACAAGGCUGCCAUUGAGAAGAUGCUUCUGGAAGAAGAAUAUUAUUUGUCUAGCAAGUCGCUUCCAGAAAAAAAUUGGCACGAGCUGAAAGAAAUUGAUAAAAAAUGUACAAAAAGUCCACACAAGAAAGAAACAAAAAUCAUGCUUCGUUCACCUAUCACAAAAUCAGCAACUAGUUCACUGAAGUGGACAACAGAAGAAAAGGAAAAGUUUGAAGAAGGACUGGCUAAAUUUGGCAGAAGAUGGACAAAAAUUGCUAUGAUGAUUGAAAGUCGCAACGUUCUUCAAGUAAAGAGCUAUGCUAGACAAUAUUUUAAAAACAAGGCAAAAAGUGAUGGCUUGGAAAAAGUGAAACAGCAGCAACAGCACGUUGGUGCUCCUCUUCCACAAAGCAACGAGGAUGAUGGAAGGAAGGAGGUGACAUGGGCACCAGAGCACUUAAGAGGUCGAGCAGACCCUAAUUUAAAUGCAGUGAAAAUUGAAAAAUUAUCAGAUGACGAGGAAGUAGACAUUACAGAUGAAAUGGAUGAACUUUUAUCCUGUGAGCAUCUGCAAGAAUCUGGAAAGCCUGAGAUAUUAGAUAUUCCAAAAAGCCCAUCUGAGCAAAGCAAUUGGACAGAACCUGUUUUGGAUUCUGCUUACCACAUGUCUGCUGUUGUCUUAACCAGGGACGUUACAAAGCCAGAGCAAAACACAGAUGAAACUGCAGUCUCCUGCUCUGAGAAUAAAGAGCAUCAGACUAUAAAAAUGGAGAAUCAGAAGUGUGACGGAACAGGGACUUCUGAAAGUCCCGACUGGUUUCCUAGUCCAGAGCUUUGUGAAGAACAAAAGAACACAACUGACAGCAGCAUUCAUUUCCUUCCUUCUGAGCACCUUGGGGAUGAAAAUCGGAUGGAUGCAGAGGAGCUUAAGUCACCAGAUCAAGAAAUAGCAAUAGAUAGAGGCAUUAUAUUAGAAGAAGAAAAGCAAGCAAUUCCAGAAUUUUUUGUUGGACGUCAAGCCAAAACACCUGAGCGCUAUUUGAAAAUUAGAAAUUAUAUUCUGGACCAAUGGGAAAGAAUCAAACCAAAAUACCUGAACAAGACAUCGGUACGUCCAGGGCUGAAAAAUUGUGGUGAUGUCAACUGCAUUGGACGAAUACAUACAUACCUGGAAUUAAUAGGAGCAAUUAACUUUGGCUGUGAGCAAGCCGUGUAUAAUAGACCACAGACCGUUGACAAAAUACGUCCCAGGGAAGGCAAGGAUGCCGUUGAUGCGUAUCAGCUCGUGCAACGCCUGCAAUCCAUGCGCACGAGGAGGCGACGUGUGAGAGACCCAUGGGGAAACUGGUGCGACGCCAGAGAUUUGGAAGGACAGACGUUUGAGCAUUUCUCUGCUGAGGAGCUAGCAAAGAGGAGAGAAGAUCAGAAAUAUAAACUAUCAAAAGCAUUUAAAGGACAAAGGCACACCAAAAGUUCAUUUGAUCCCUUUCAGCUGAUCCCUUGUUGUUCCUACACAGAAGAAAAACCAGAGCCAUUCAAAGUGACAGUAGCUGCAGAAGCACUUCUGAUUAUGGAUUUGCAUGCUCAUGUUUCAAUGGCAGAAGUAAUUGGUUUGCUAGGUGGAAGAUAUUCUGAAACUGAUGGAAUAGUUGAAGUCUGUGUAGCAGAACCCUGCAAUAGCCUUAGUACAGGAUUGCAGUGUGAAAUGGAUCCAGUAUCUCAAACUCAAGCAUCAGAGACACUCGCUGCUAGAGGUUACAGUAUCAUUGGAUGGUACCAUUCCCAUCCUGCUUUUGACCCUAAUCCUUCCAUACGGGACAUUGAUACCCAGGCAAAAUACCAGAGCUAUUUUUCCAGAGGUGGCUCAAUGUUUGUUGGAAUGAUUAUAAGUCCUUACAAUCGAAAUAAUCCUCUUCCCUAUUCUCAGAUCACUUGUCUUGUAAUUAGUGAUGAGACUAGCUCAGAUGGAUCCUACCGCCUGCCAUACAAGUUUGAAGUGCAACAAAUGUUGGAAGAACCUCAGUGGGAGCUAGUAUUAGAAAAAACACAGUGGAUAAUUGAAAAAUACAGACUCUCUCAUAGUUGUGUGCCCAUGGAUAAAAUCUUCCAUAGAGAUUCAGACCUAACGUGUUUGCAGAAGCUUUUGGAGUGCAUGAGGAAGACUUUGGACAGUGUAGCCAAUAGCUUCAUUGCUGAAGAAUUCCUGACACAGUUAGAAAACCUGUUCCUUUCAGCCUACCAAAAUGAGGAAUGGACCGAUACUGCUGAGGAAAAUAGCAUGUGUCCAAAUGACCUGCCAACAUGAUAAUACUGGAAAGAAAAAUUGACCACUUUAUAAUGAAGUGGCCAUCGUUGAAUGUAACUGAAUCCAGUGCGGCUGAAGAAAAUUACUGUUAAUGAAAGACAGUAUGAAGCAAUCAUGGUGAACUAUCUGACCUCUGGCAUAACUUCUAAUCUUCUAAAAUUACAGUUAUACAGCAGGAAAAUGAACCAUUUACCAGCCCACCACUUAGGCAGAAGCUGUCCAUCACUCUAAAAAAUUGAAGCGAUAAUGUUUUACUUGGACCAAGCGCUAUUAGCUCGAUAUUGAAAUAAUUAUAUUGCCGUUCUGUUUAGGAAACACCACCACAUUAUGUUUCAUGUGUACUCCCUAGUUACUGUCACAUGCACUUCUAUUUUAUAAA